Molecule: messenger RNA, 1637 nt
Organism: Glossina fuscipes
Lineage: Eukaryota; Metazoa; Arthropoda; Insecta; Diptera; Glossinidae
Product: tRNA (guanine(37)-N1)-methyltransferase
Exons: 2
Coding region: 118-1533 (471 amino acids)
Biological process (GO): tRNA N1-guanine methylation; mitochondrial tRNA methylation
Cellular component (GO): mitochondrial matrix; cytoplasm
Source: RefSeq, a predicted model, not a curated record
UAAGCUAAUGGAAAGAAGUUAAUUAGUAUUUGACGCAAUUGAUGGCAUGAGAAAGAAAAAAUUUUCUACUUUUCUCAGCUUACUAAGGCGAUCGUUUCUAUAAUUGCACAAAUAUUAAUGCUACUAAAAAUUACCAAAAACAUUUAUGUUAGUAGUUAUUUUGGAGUUCGCGUAACACACUAUUGGAGAAAAAUGGAUUGUGAAUUAUUAAAACCACCAGAAGAAGUAAAAUUGAUGAAAAUAUUACGGAGAGAGGCAUUUUGUAAAACAAUUGAGGUACCACGUUUAUGGGUAAAAGAAGAAAAGUCGCAUAAAGUUUUGCCAUUAAUAAAGGCUUUGCUACUAAAAAUGCCGUGUUUAAAACCUGUCCGGCCAUUGAAAAUUGAAAAUAAAGUAGAAGAAAUACGAGAGAUCCUGUUGCAUCCUACGCCGGUAAAAUGCUAUGAGGAUUUACCACACAGUGAUUUAAAAAUUUUAGGUGUCACAAAAGAUGAUUUUGGUUUAACACGAUUGGCGCUUUCCUUCGAUAACUGGAGAGCAGAUGAGCUUUUUAAAGCCAUUUUGCCGCAGGAAACGGAUGGAUUGACAUCCUAUUCCUGCAUUGGCCAUAUAGUACAUAUAAAUUUAAAGGAUAAUUUGCUAGACUAUAAGCACAUAAUCGGUCAAAUUUUAUUGGACAAAGUGCAUGGAUGUCGUACAGUGGUUAAUAAAACAGCCGCUAUAAAUAAUACUUACCGUAAUUUUCAAUUGGAACUACUAUGUGGUGAACCCGACUAUCAAGUGGAAGCUAAAGAGAAUGGUUCAUGUUUUCAUUUUGAUUUUUCGAAAGUCUAUUGGAAUCCUCGUUUGUGCGGCGAGCAUGAAAGAAUUGUGAAAAUAUUACAACCUGGCGACAUUUUGUACGACGUAUUUGCUGGUGUCGGUCCUUUUUCUGUACCCGCAGCACGUAAAAAGUGUUUUGUUCUGGCCAAUGAUUUAAACCCCGAGAGUUAUAAAUGGCUGGAGCAUAAUAUGAGACGUAACAAAUGUUUAAAACAAGCGAAGCUUUACAAUAAAGAUGGCCGUAAAUUUAUUUUAGAGGAUUUAAAAAAGGAUUUGUGUGAAAGAUGGCAAGAGAACGACAUUGGAACUUACAGCAUUCACAUAACCAUGAAUUUACCUAGUUUAGCGGUAGAAUUUUUAAACACCUUCUGUGGCUUAUUUGAGCAUGAGUGCAGAAAUAAAAUAAUAGAUUUCACUUCCGACAAGAUUAAAUAUCCCUUAGUACAUGUAUACACAUUCGCUAAGGGUUUAAACAAUGAGGCAAUGGCUUUACAAAAUGUAGAAUCUAAUCUGGGUUCGAAAUUAACUGAAAAUCUACAUGGCGUACAUUUUGUACGCAAUGUUGCUCCUAAUAAGGAUAUGUUUAGGGUAUCCUUUUGGUUAACAAAGGAGAUUUUAACAAAUUCUAUACCGAAUGAUUUGUCACGUAAACGAACAGCUGAUAUAAACGGAGAUAAUUUAAUUAGUAAAACCAAGUUUAAAUGUUGUUAGGUUUAGAAUUAACAAACGAUGGGUCGUAAGUCGAAAAGUAAGGGCCAGUCGCAGAGCGCAAAGACUUUAAAUAAAGCGAAGAAAGAUAAAAAUGUUUUUAAAGU